AUUCUAUAUAAACAUUUAUUGCAGCAAAGCAAGCAAGCCCAGCAAAGCAAAGCAAAGCAAAGCAAAGCAAAGCAAACCAAAACCAAAGCAAAACGAAACGAAACUUCUUUUCUUGUUUGAACGCUGAUUCUGAUUUCUGUCCGAAGCUCUUAACCCAAUUCUCAGACUAUGGAUGAAGAUUUAAGCGAAAAGGAGUCGUUGCUGUCUCGCAUUCAGCAGGUGGAACAUGAGCGUGAUGAAUUACGUAAAGACAUCGAACAAUUGUGUAUGCAGCAAGCUGGGCCAGGCUACCUUGUUGUGGCUACUAAGAUGCAUUUUCAAAGGACAGCUGGCUUGGAGCAGGAGAUUGAGAACCUGAAAAAGAAGCUAGCUACUUGCUCAAGAGAGAACGUGAAUCUUCAAGAGGAGCUCUCUGAGGCUUAUAGAAUCAAAGGCCAGUUGGCUGAUUUGCAUAAUGCAGAGGUUGCAAAGAAUUUGGAAGCUGAGAAGCAGCUUAAAUUUUUCCAGGGCUGUGUAGCUGCAGCUUUUGCCGAACGGGAUCAGUCCAUAAUGGAGGCUGAGACGGCUAGGGAGAAAGAGGAGCUCAUGUCAAAGAAAUUGAGUGAGAUAGAGAAGAGGUUAGAAGAGCAUACUGCAGAUUGUUUUGAACAGAAGAAACUUAAUGAUAAAUUUCAAACUGAUUUAGCAAUGCAAGAGGAGCAGAAUGCAACUUUUAAGAAGGUCAUCGAUAAGUUUUAUGAGAUCAGGCAGGAUUCUUUGGAGGGAUUUGGGGAUACAAGUUGGGACACCAAAUGUGCAUGCCUUUUGGAUGAUCCUGCAGAAUGGUGGAGUUUCAAUGACACUUCUACAUCAAAAUAUAUUAGUUCAUUAGAAGAAGAGCUCGAGAGGGUGAGGAUCUCUGCUGGUAAUCUUCAAAACAGGCUACGAGUGGGUUUGGAAAUUGAAAAUCAUUUAAAGAGGAGGGUUUCGGAAUUGGAAAAGAAGAAAAUCCGUUCAGAUGGAAUGAUAAAAAAGGAGAUGGCAGAGUUACAUCAUCACCAUUCUCAGCAAAAAGUUCACAUCAUGAGUUUACUUAAUGAGGGAAGCAGUUGUAUCAAAUCAAUAAUUGAUGCAGUGGAGAAAAAGUGUAGGCAAAUUGAUGCAAGCAGACUACAAAAGUUGGAGCCACAUAUGGGAGAUGUAAAGCAAGGCGAAUCUGAAUGUCAAGAUGUACAUGAAAUUACAGAUGCUGAUCCCCAAGUGGUAUUUAAGGAUGGUGACCCUAGCUUAUCAGACAUGGUGGCAGUUGGGGAGGGUGAUUUCUCUAGAGCCCGUGCACAGGCACUGCAAGACAAGGUGUUCUGCAAAGAUGGUGACCCUAGCUUAUCAGAUAUGGUUUCAGUUGGGGAGGGUGAUUCCUCUAAAGCCCUUGCACAGGCACUGGAAGACAAGGUUGCAACGUUAUUGCUUUUAUCACAGCAGGAAGAAAGACAUUUACUGGACAGAAAUGUGAAUGCAGCUCUUCAAAGUAAAAUAGAUGAGCUUCAGAGAAACCUAUUGCAGGUUACCAAUGAGAAGGUCCAAGCUCUAAUGGAGAUGGCACAAUUAAAGCAGGAAUAUCAUCAACUCAAAGAGAGAAUGGGUCAGGAGACGAAAGGAGGCAAUUCAUCUGCUCAAGUUGGGGACAGGAGAGUAGUUACACAUGAAAGAGGUGGAAAACUAAAGAGCUUGCUGAAGAAAACAUACUUGAGCCGUUGGGUUGGAAAUCUAGACCUUAGGGGAAAUGAAGCUGAAUCUGACCUAAAUAGCAUGGAGUUUGUGAGGAUGAAGAUUGAAAAUGCGACCCUUAGGGAAACCAUUGGAAGUAUCGAACAUCUGACUACUACAGUUCAUAGGCUUCGUCUAUCGCUUUUAAAGGCCAAGGAGAUGGUGACUUCUGGAGACUCGAUGCUUACUAGCAUGUUAGAAACUCUAGACAACAUUAUUAACGAGGCAAAACUAGUGAAGACUGCACUUGGAAGUUCCCUACCACUUAGUUGGUCAGCAGAAGCAGAUGUGGAAUUCAGCGGUCAUAGUGUUAGCAGUGAGCCUGGUAUCGUAUAUUGGGAGCCCAGCCAUGAGAAGAUAGAUUCAGUUUAUGCUGUGGGGUUUGAGAUGGUGGAACUCCUGAUAUUAGCAUCGCAGAUAUUAAAGGACAACACAAGCAAAAGUGGGUCCUGAGAUGGAAGCUCUAGCUAGCUAAUUGUUCGAAAUGGUGUUUUGAUGCUAAAGCAUAACUGGUUGCUCACAAAUUUAUUUUAGGAAAAGUGCUAUCAAGAAUGGAAUGAAAUCAUGAUUAUUUACGGAGUAGAGCAGAUAUCUACAGCACAUGGAGGUAAAAAUGAAAAUCUCACAGUAGAGGGCUAAGCAACAGAAUGUGCGGUAUCUUGUCAUUGUACAUUUGUCACUGAUUAUUGUCCAGUUGAUAUGCCACAGAGACCAGGGAUUUCAAGUUCGUAACCCCCUUAGAAGUCGGGCAUAUUUUAGAUGUAUUAACUCAUUAUUCAUGUGCAGAGUUUGUCUAACAAAAGCUGAACCAAGUGCAAUCUUUUCUCAAGUUUGUUUGAUAUUUGCUUCAUGGUAUAAUAGUUCUUUUGUAUAUUAACCAA
This is a messenger RNA of Rosa chinensis, 2627 nucleotides long. RefSeq names its product calcium-binding and coiled-coil domain-containing protein 1. Bases 169 to 2199 code for a protein of 676 amino acids. The transcript is spliced from 18 exons. The record is from RefSeq and is a predicted model, not a curated record. Lineage: Eukaryota; Viridiplantae; Streptophyta; Magnoliopsida; Rosales; Rosaceae.